GCGUUGGAACGCUGCGGGCGGGACAACGAACUUUGUGCAACACAAUUAAAUCCAGCGCUUUUGCGCCCGUUCAAGAUGCCAAACCUGAAGUGUUGCGUCUGCGGAGGUUACCGGAAGAGGCAUAAUCAUUUGACUGUAUUCGCGUUCCCCGUUCAGGAAGCCCGCCAGCAGCAAUGGUUACAAGCGUGUAAUCUCCUGGAAGUAGGGGCAGAUAGUGGAGUAUGCGAGGCACACUUUGCGCCCAGUGCAUUUUCAAACUCUGCAGCACAAAGAAAGAGGUUACAGGCAAUGGCAGUUCCAUCUUUGCAGGACAGUUCUGUUUUUCAUGUGGACUGAAAUGCUUUCAGCUCAGGGGAGGUGUACCAGCCACCUCAGUCUUCCGUACCUCAAGUCCUGCCCGGCGAUCUGAAGCUAGACGAUCAGCAACAAACAGGAAGCUGCUGGUGCCAACCCACACAUACAUGGUCCUCCGCCGGGCGAUGCAGAAGGCUGGCCUGCUGACAGUGGGCAACACUAUCCUGCACCUUGCUGAGCGGUACCUAGCUGGUGAUGGCGAUGGUGGUCGGAGUGGUGAAGGCGGCGGCGGUGCGGCUGGAGGUGGCGACGGCGAUGCCGGUGACUGUGCGGACGUUGCUUGGCAUAGUAGACUACGAGCGCUUCUUUCGCCGGUAACCUCACGAGCUACCAAGGAGCCAGCCAAUGUUGAAGGGACUCGUAGCGCUCUUGCACCCGGUGGCAGCCAGGGCCCGGCCUGGGCCCUCGGCCGAGGCGCCACACUCGACGCAGCUAUGGGACAUGAGCAAAUUGAUGUCGAGAUGGGUACUGGGGAGGAAGGAGACCCCAGCCUCGGGGCGACGGCGGGAGAAGAGAGCCAUUGGGGCACCCGCAGCGCUUUCGUCUCCGAGCCCCAGCUGCGCGAGCUGGCCGGGGCCGCCGCGGUGCUCUGCAUCCGGUGCGGCGCUAGAUGCGGUGUGAAUGUGACUCGGGUCACCGUAUCGUUCACGAUCACAUGGGAAUGCAAGGCAUGUGACACUGUGACCAAGAAGUGGAUGUCAACGCCAAAAGACGGCCACACAAUGGUCAUAGACACCCUGCUUUCUGCGGCAGUCGUGCUCAGUGGCAGCCAUCUGGAAGAGCUGAACAAGAUGUUGUCCUUCGCAAACAUAGGGCAGCUCAGUGAGACGGCAUACAGCCGUACCACACACAGGGUUGUAGCACCAGUGAUUGAGGAGGCGUUCAACAAGACCAUGGCUGAAAACCGAGAGGCGGCCAUGGCUGCUUCCCCUGAUGGCCUUGUCAUUGCUGGUGACUGUCAAAAUGACAGCCCCAGCUCCUCGGCAUCAUAUGGGUGCUGCACCAUCAUGGACCACACAACUGGCCAUAUCAUAGCUCAGAACAUCGUAUGCAGUGAGGAGGUCGGCUUCGCGAGCCCGAAGCUGGAGGUGGAAGGCCUCUCGCGCUGUCUUAGCGACCUCCAAGAACUUCCCAUCAAAGAGUUCAUAUCUGAUCAACACCUGGGUGUGAGGAAGGCUGUCAGGCAGCACCUACCAGGCGCACAGUAUUCGUGUGCCGUCUGGCACGCUGCGAAGAGCGUGGCGAAGCGCCUGCGCCAGCAUGCAGCGAAGCCUAAAAACCGGGCGCUGAGACCAUGGGUGCGUCACGUCAAAGAUCACUUCAGGUGGUGCGCCCAAACAUCGCACGGAGACGUCGACGUGUUCAAGAAGCGCUGGCUGAUGGUCCUGAACCACGUGGUAAACAUCCACGCCACACCCAGCGGCCUCAACCGCUGUCACCAUGCUGACGUGCCGGAGGACGAGUCCCGCGACCGGCCGUGGCUGCGGGCGGGGUCUCCGGCGCACAACGCCCUGUGGGAGGUCGUGGCCAGCCUUCGAACGCUGAACCUCGCCGCCUUCGUGGUGACCUGCAGGCACACUGACAACCUGGAGAUGUUUCACACGGACAGCCUGGUGUACGCUCCAAAGCUGACGUACUUCGAACCUUCCACGUUUGUGGCCCGGAAGCGCGCAGCUGUGCUGGAGUGGUCGUCGCAUCUCGGUCGGGGUUAUGCCACGGACGAGGAGGGCAACGUCAAAACGUCCCGCGUCUACAGUCGUGUCUCCGACCAGUACGUCGUACGGCCGGUGAAGGUGCCGAAGACGUUCCCCCACGUGCGCCCGCUCCUGGAGGCCAUCGUGAACAGGCAUAUGAACGUCACCGUCGCUGAUCCGUUGGAGCAGUAAGAUACGGCGCGCCUGCCUGUGCGCGGCGGGUCCCGACCGGCUAGCCCUGUCAAGUUAACCCUGACGGACGCUGGACGGCUCCUGUCGCGGUCAGAAGCUCCUGAGGAAGCGGCACGUAAGAGAGGUGUGCGAGAAAUAGGCAACGACCUGUUGGUGUUGAAUGGGAAAGUUGCCAAGUCACGUGUUUUCGCCGUCGCCACGACAGCCCGUGGAUUUGCAAUAUCUAUUGAACAACUGGUGUCACUGAUCGUUCGUGCGCUUUGCUCAGUGUGUUUUGCCCAUGUUCAAGCCCAACGACGAUUAUAAAAAUGUCACUACGCUUCAUGA
Pollicipes pollicipes is the source of this 2567-nucleotide messenger RNA. RefSeq lists its product as uncharacterized. The transcript is spliced from 15 exons. NCBI's taxonomy places the organism in Eukaryota, Metazoa, Arthropoda, Thecostraca, Pollicipedomorpha, Pollicipedidae. Bases 222 to 2240 code for a protein of 672 amino acids. The record is from RefSeq and is a predicted model, not a curated record.